AUUAUUGGUGACACUAAUACGACCCUCUGUAUCGUGUAUCAUCACACUCGAGUCAUGAACAUCACAACGACGAUUUUAACAUUGUUACCUAUAAUCAUCAUCGGUUGUCAAGUUGUGACAGGAACGUCAAACAGAGAAUUCAACUGGCAGGAAGACGCUACGGGCGCUGACAUGAUGUACGGUUCCAUAUUGCUGACCACUACUAAGGGAUCACUUAUCACGUGCCUCGCCUUCUGUUCAGACAUGCCAUUUAAAGCUGCUACGUACAACAACGGGACUACCGAAUGUCAUUGUCUGGACAAUAAGACGGCUAUAACGUCACAGCUGGGAAAUCGUCUCUGGAAUCGUCAGUUCGAUGGUUUCACACUCAGCGCCCAAUUGGGAUUGUAUUUCCGACUAUUUGUAAACUUGACAAUAACUCAGGCGGAAGCGGAAGCCCACUGCGGCAGUCUAGGGGCUAGACUGGCAGUCCUAGAUACAAAUGAGAAGUUAAAUUUCGUAACAGCUCUACCUGAUUACCCUGCUGACAGAUUUGUCUAUGUAGGCGCCACAGACAAGCAAACUGAAGGCGUAUUUUUGUGGAGUACCGGCGCUGUUGUCACAAACUGGAUGAAUGGUGAACCAAAUGGCGGACUGUUAAAUGAGCAUUGUGUAGCUUUAUAUUUCUUUUACUUCAUUGACCUUCCAUGUUCAUAUCUAAGUAACUUUGCUUGCGAAAUUGAAUAAAAAUGUUAACAGAGAACUGUUGAUUCACCGUCAGUGGUAACAUACAUGUCCCUCUCGCCCUUUUUAUCUUAUCUUUUUACCGUAUAUUAUAUUUUCUUUUAAACUCUAAACUGUAUGUUGUUACAAUAAUUGCGAAAUAAGUUAUAUCAACUUAUGUUGAUCACGAGUGUUGGCAUGGACAUGAAGAUUUGUGGUAUAACACAUUUUAGGAACCAAAUGCAACGCGGUAAUUUGUAAGGGAAAUAGACAACCUUUAUUUUUUGUGCAAUUUAGUCGCAAAAGUGUUUUUACCUUAAAGGUGACCACCUUUAACAUCUUGUUUAUGAAAUAUGUAACCAAUAUUUUCUAUAUGAUUAUUCAGAGUUAUGCAUAUGAAAUAUCUAUACAAACAUGAUUAUUCUGAUGUAUAAAUGAUUCACUUGAAUAAUUUACUUAAAGUUAGUGUUACGAGAAACAUUUUGUACCUGAAUAUUAAUGCUUAUGAAUAGAUGUAAUCUCCUACUUGCUUUCCUGUAUGUAUAAGUCACUUUCUAUGUGAUUUUAACGGUUUGAACACCUUUCUCGAUCAUGUAAACAAAACAACUGUGAUAUUAUUUUGUUAAAUUUUAUAUAUAUCUAUGGUUUUUCCGACCUGUUGAAUCAUACAAUGCAUAUCACAUGUACAGAUACACAGAUGUUAUAUUUGCGUAAGAUUAUUUUCCCAUGUUGGACAAACAUCAUCAAUUAAAUUGAAUUGAAAAAAUCAACAAAUUUAAUAAAAUUAUCG
This is a messenger RNA of Pecten maximus, 1492 nucleotides long. Its product is annotated as mannose-binding protein C-like. Bases 55 to 726 code for a protein of 223 amino acids. The transcript is spliced from 4 exons. The record is from RefSeq and is a predicted model, not a curated record. NCBI's taxonomy places the organism in Eukaryota, Metazoa, Mollusca, Bivalvia, Pectinida, Pectinidae.